Zerene cesonia (dogface butterfly) is the source of this 3819-nucleotide messenger RNA. Its product is annotated as RE1-silencing transcription factor-like. The record is from RefSeq and is a predicted model, not a curated record. Gene Ontology annotation, cellular component: chromosome; nucleus. Gene Ontology annotation, molecular function: zinc ion binding; DNA-binding transcription activator activity, RNA polymerase II-specific; chromatin insulator sequence binding. Bases 167 to 3409 code for a protein of 1080 amino acids. The transcript is spliced from 27 exons. Lineage: Eukaryota; Metazoa; Arthropoda; Insecta; Lepidoptera; Pieridae. Gene Ontology annotation, biological process: regulation of transcription by RNA polymerase II.
GCUAGAAACUAGCGUCAGUAUGCCGACGAAACACAAAAUUAAGGAGCGCUAGUGUAUAUUGACGAUUGUCGUUUAGUGAGUGUAAUUUAGUUGUGUAAAAUAUUAGAGGUUAUGUAGAAAAAAAGGAUUUAAAGUGAUAUUAGUGUGAAAAAUAAAAUUGUAUAAAAUGGAGAAAAGAAAAGAGACUUUAUGUGGGUCCCAGAUGUGUCGGUUUUGUUUAUCUCAAACAACGCCGUUAUUGAACUUGUAUGAGAAAAAUCAAUCACCGAGGGAUUCUGCUAAUAUAAAAUUUAAAAUAUUAUCGUGCCUUUCUUUAGAGGUAUUUCCUUCAGACAAGAUGCCUGCAUACAUAUGUGAGCGUUGCAAAUUCUUUAUGAACAUAUUCUAUGAAUUUAAAAAGGUCUGUCGACAAGCGGAUGAAGUUAUUCUUAAAUAUAUUCAAAAUGGUACAUCAUUUCAAGCUUUGUCAUGGCCUAGAGAUCUAUCUAAACUGUAUAACAAUCAAAAGAAACAAUCUAUAGUUAAAACGGUUGUGGAGAGUGGUGCUACUGUACAAGUUUCGUCACAAGAUACUUCUGAUACAGAGGAUGAAGAUGCCAACAUUUACAACAUUAAGAUAGGUGAUGGUAAUGAUGAGGAAAAAACAACACAAAUUAAAGUAAUAACCAGCAACGAGCAACAAGAAAAGAAAAUAUCUCAAAAAGAUACCAUAGACAGGUUUCCAAAAGCAAGAGUAGAGGAAUUGGACAAGGGUUGUUGGCCGUGUGAUGAGUGUGAUCGGACCUACCCAUUACAACAGAUGCUGCAGUUACACAAACGGCAAAAGCACAGAGCCAGGAAUAUUCAGUGCAACCAAUGUGAUGCCAAAUUUUUUACAAAGUAUGAUCUGAUGGUACACCAGCUGCGUCACUCUGAUGAAAUGCCAUUCCAGUGUGUUGCAUGUGAUAAGAAAUUUAAGCGACUAAUUAUUCUAAAAAGACAUGAAAAGAUAAUGCAUUCAGAUUUACUGCAGCAAAGUUGCCCCAGCUGCCCGGCGACUUUCCUUUCCUAUGAGGAAUUGACAGCACAUCAACAGAGACACAACCGGCCUAACAAUCGUAGUUAUGCAUGUGAUAUAUGUGAUAAGGCGUUCAAUAUUAAAUCUGGUCUCCAAAGACACAAAGAUACGGUCCACAAUAAGGUUGCUGAAUUCAAGUGUGAAUAUUGUCCUGAGCGGUUUGGUUCAAUACCGAAGUUGGCGCGACACGUGCGCACGCACGCGGGCGAACGGCCGUACCCCUGCAAAUAUUGCGAUAAGAGUUUCCUAAAGUCGCAACACUACACAAGACACCUCCGCAUUAAGCACCGAGACAACAUGCGUUUAUCGCGUAACCAGGAACAGGAGGACAUGUACCGUUGCGAGCAGUGUGAGGAAACGUUCAGCACACAAGACGACCUUAUAUACCAUUCCGCUAUACACGCCACACAGAACCUCACCUGCCCACUGUGCGAGGAGAAGUUUGAUAACGUCGAUAGCGUCACUGCGCAUAUCAAGUCUCAUGUUAAUGGUCUGGAGUUCAUGUGCGACUUUUGUGAACUCAUCUUUACUACCAAAGACAAGUACGAGAACCAUUUGAUGCUCGCCCACGAAGAGGAGAUUCAAAAUGAAUUAGGCGAAGAGGAUUCAUCAAUGGGAUUGGAGGGCGAUGAUGAUGAAGAUGAUAAUGCAAUUCAAGUUAAGGACGAAGGUGAUCACAUGGUCAUUGAAAUAAAGAAAGCAGAUAAUUUUAUGAUUAAUCAAGAAGCUCAGGAGGAAUGUGAAUAUAAGGGAGAUAAUACUAAUUCUGAAGAAAGCGAAACGGAAAGCUCGAUCCUCGCAACGCCAGCCCGUGAACCUUCACCGGUAGUAACACUUACAAACACAAAAGAAAUAACAAGUGUGGAAAAAGUGCAGAAGCCAAAACAGAUUCAGCCGCAAGCUACAGCUAUAUCGACUCAGGUUGAGGCAAAGACUUUGGUGCCGACACCUAUAAUACCGAUACAAAAUGCGGCCCUGCCAACGCGAACUGUGGCCGCAAAUCAACCGAAGAGCACUAAAGCUUCGGUUAUUACUAAAACCAAUAAUCAGGCUGUAGUAACGGUGCGGAAAGCAGAGGAAACAAAGCGCAAGGCAGCUGAACCUCCAGCUGAAACACAAGCCAAGAAAGAAAAAAUCAACAAGGUGGAAAGCAGCAAUAGCGCCGGCUUCAGUGAUAAAUCGCUGAGGCUUUUAGAAAAGGAAUUGCAAGAUCUGAAAAGGACAAAUUCACGUUCAGACAUGACAAAGACUGCAACAGUAAAAGUUGGUGAUACACCAAAAGGUAGACGUCCGCAAAUUAUUACAUCUACGCCUAAAUUGAGAUCUAACGAUGAUAAAAAGUCGCAGUUGCAAAGUAAAUCACCAGCUGUUGACAAAAAGCAAUCAGAAAAACGCGUAACCAAGGAAAAUAAAGAGCCUAAAGACGCGAAGGAAAUGAAAAACAAUGGAAAUAAAAAAGAAGAUGAAAAAGAAAAGGAGCCCAAGGAAACGCCUAAAAGCGUUAUUAAAAACGGGACAAACGACAAGUCCAACAGCGACGAAGGCAUCCGCCGUUCGACACGUCCGUCCAAAAUCAAGGACUACGCGAAAAUGAUACGCGACCGCUCGCAAGGCAACUCAGAUGAAGAUGAGGACUCUGAUGUGGAUGAUGAGGAGUAUAUGGAAGCCAGUCCGGAGCCGCGUCAAAAACGAAGAAUUAGUGUGAAGUCGACAUCGAAGCAAACCACGCCGACCGCGGUCGCGGCAACAACACCGACCCCCCACCAGGUCACGCCCACUCCGAGGAAAAGAGGACGCCCACGCAAAGACACACCAAAAGAAGUUCCAGAAAAAAUAAAGAAAGAUGAAAAUACAGUGAACGAUAAUAAUACUCCGCAAAAAACGCAAGAAAAUAAACCAAGUGAAGAAGUGAAACUGGAUAAAUCCGCAAUUCCUGAAACAAUGUCUUUGAAUACAACUGGGGCCGAACAAGCGUCACCUGAACAAAAGUUGCAAUCAAAUAAUAUAAUUCUCUCUCCUACAGGACAGACACUGAAAAAGGUACCAAUUAAAGCCUUGCCGCCUGGAAUUAAACCAUUGCCAUUGCCAAUGAACGCACGUCCAAUGGGUCAAGGUGAAUUGUGUGAAAUGCAGAUUGGCAAAAAAGUUGUGAAGGUGCAAAAAAUUGUUAUGACGAAAGCCGAAGUAGAAGCUAUGGCUAAAAAAGGACUAGUUGAAAUGAAGGAUGGCACAAUGGUUUUAAAGCAAGGUAUAAAAUUGCCAACAGCAACCGCAGGCAAUAAAGAUGCAAGAGAUUCUCCCACUAAGAAGGAUAAGGCAGUUCCAACAAGAUGUGAUCUCGGAGAUGAUUAAAUAUAUUUCAUAGUUUUUGUAGUUUAAUGAAAUAGAUGGUAAAUUAUGUUAUUUUCUGUGAAACUGUAAUAGGAUGUAUUGUUAUUAUAUUAAGUUUCUUUUCAUGUUAAUCUUACCUCAGAAUAUCGACAUCAUGUCAAUCAUAUUUUUUUAUUUUUAAGUUAAACAGGUUUGACGCUUGUAUCAAUCAAGAAAUAGUAAUUUCCGAAUGUGUGCUAUAACUACAUCAAUGUUAAAUUUUGGUCUAAGUAAGAAUAUUUUUCUAUUCUAAGCCUAUGUAUUUUAAUAAUAUUGUAUACAAAUAUACAGUAUCUAUGAUUUAAGAAUAUCAAAAUCAAAAAUCUCUGUACAGUUUAGCUGUAUGCACAUUAAAAUAUUAUGUUUAAUUUAGUAAAUAAAAAUUUAUACUA